UCCUCGGUGCGCUGUCCACUUCAGCACCACAAGCCGAGCGGAGGCAGCGGGCUAGCUAACCCCCGAAGAGGAGCGACGGAGGGAGUCGCGCUCAGCAUCAGCACCAGCACCAGCAUCAGCACCAGCAUCAGCACCAGCACCAGCGCCCGACGCGAGUCCCCGGUACUGAAAGAGAUUAGUGACAGGGUACCCCGCCGGUAUCCGCCCCAGCAGCGGAGGGUGUGAUGUCAGCAGAAGAUGGGCUGCGGAGCCAACACAGCAGACAAUUCUGCAGCAGCAGCAGCAUCCAAUCAAGCCGACAGCACAGGAAACCCACGGGCAAAGAGUCCAUCAUCAUGUACGAUGCAGCGAGGGUGCCAUCCCCCAAGGAUGGUGCGAAUGGGGUGGCCCAGCCAGUGGUCCCCGGGGCGGGAGCAGGAGCGGCUGCAGGAUCAGGAGUUGCUGCACUGACUGCAGUCUCGCAAGCUUCAAAUGAGGCGACACAGCUAGGUAUGGAAGAGGAGGAGGAGGACGAGUCCAAAGCAGAGCCUGUCCUGGUGAAGAAGCCGCACAGAGAGAUUCUGGACCACGAGAGGAAGAGGAGGGUGGAGCUCAAAUGUAUGGAGCUCCAGGAGAUGAUGGAGGAGCAGGGGUACACAGAGGAAGAGAUUCAACAGAAAGUGAGCACAUUCAGACAAAUGCUGAUGGACAAAGAGGGUGUCAUCACCAGAGAAGGUUCACACACACAACCAGUCUCUUGUGUUGUCAGGGUCAACCACCUGCACUAUCAGCCUGACGAGUAUGAGGACCCUGAGUUGGCUGGCUAUGAAGACGGAGACUACGGCCAUGACUAUCACAGUGACAGCAGAGUGAAGAGGAAAUCAAGCAGCUCUCCAUCCCCUCGUCCGAAGAAAAGGAAGAAGAAGAAAUCUGGCCGCCGGAGGAGUAGGUUUGGCAGCUCCUCACCCACGCGCAGAGAGAAGAAGAAAAAGAGUGGGAAGAAACACAAGCGAGACAGAUCUGCAUCUGGCUCCAGGAAAAAGAGGAGAUACAGAUCGGGCAGCCCAAAGAACAGACACAAAGACAAGAACAAACAGAAAAAGAGGUCCCCCGGUGAGACCCCCGGUAGGAGUUCACAGCGUCAAGGCAGCUGCUGUAGCUCCCGAAGCGCCUCCCUGUCCUCCACCCAGAGUACUUCCAAAUCUCCCUCCAGACUGAACUCCAAGCACAAGGCGGACGGACCAAGGGCACCUGGCACCUUGCUGUCCCCGGGCCCCAACAGUCCUGCCACGUGGCACAACGGCGACCACGUCCAGCGAGGCCGCAACGGCAAGGCUGGCAGACUCAACCACGUCGAGGGCGAGAAAGGGCACGAUAAGCUCCAUCUGUUGACUGCUGGCUCUGCAAGCAUCCAGUCCACUCUCCUGAGAGAGCACAAGCUCCACAGCGCCUCCAGCCGGAGCCAAACGGGGCCGAUGUGUGCAUCAGGAGAGGCUGGGAGCAUUGACGGCAGGAACACAGCUGUGGGGAGCUCCGUAACCCAGACGCCGAGGAGGAGAGGGAGCCAGCGAGGCCAGAACAAGAGCUCCCACUCCCCUGCUCACAGCAGCGACUCAACCCACUCCCAGCACAAACACACUCACAGGGGGAGGAACUCCCGUCACCAGAGAAAGACAAAAGCGGGUCACUCUUCCAAGCGCCACCACCGCUCCAGUCGGGGCCAGGCGCACCAUCGGAGCGCGUCGGCAUCUCCAGGGCGCCACUCGCACACGUCAGGCAGGAAGAAAGAGGAGUCUCGGAGCAAGGCCAACCUCCGCCAGCGCAGCAGCUCCUGGAGCAGCGGCCGUUCAUCCUCACAUUCUGCGUCCAGAGACAGAGGUCCCAGCAAGGCCAAGUCCCCACACAACAGACAGAACAACUCCAGAGAGAGGGACAGCCCUAACCGCUCCGACACCGACAGCCGAGCUCGUCGCCGCUCACGCAGCUACUCACCCAUUCGCAAAAGGAGAAGAGAUUCGCCCAGCUUCAUGGAGGCUCGCAGGAUCACCAGCGCUCGCAAGAGGCCGAUCCCGUACUACCGGCCCAGUCCCUCCUCGUCCAGCGACGACAGCAGCCCAUCGCGGUCCAGCCGCAGCCACAGCCGCAGCUACAGCAGCUACAGCCGCAGCCGCAGCCACAGCCGGAGCCACAGCCGCAGCCACAGCCGCAGCCGGAGCUGGAGCCGCAGCCAGAGCCGGAGCUGGAGCCGCAGCAGGAGUCGCUCCCGCAGUCACCACAGUUACUACAGCCGCAGCAGCUACGACAGCCCCGGCUGCUGAACGCUCAGCGAAGGGGAGGGGAGGGGGAAACAAGAGCGAACAGACGAGGAGUCCAAUUAAACCGGCCGCGCUCCGGUUCAGUUAUUAUGUAUCUUUAACAAGCCCUCGACAGAGCCGUACAGUCCAAGGCUCAAACCCUUUGAUCCUUGACCUCUAUCCCUCUCCAACACACAGCCUGGGUCAAAGAGGACAAGUGUAUUUUGAUAGAGCACAUCACUACGAAAAUUGGCCGUCACUCCUGUCUUCACACACGUAUCCGAGUUGUCCAAGGGAAAUGGGGGUUUUCAAUGGCAUCAAUUCAUUUGGUCGAGCCCAAAGAACAAAUCUUGCUGUAUGUUAGCACUUUCUUUCUCUUCUACCACAAAACAACCAAAAUGAAUUCAUUAAAAACUAUAUAAAUAUACAGUAUAUAUAUAUAUAUAUAUAUAAAUAUAUAUAUCCUUAAAAAAAUAGGAGCUGAGAAGAAAAAAAAGAGGACACAUCGAUGGCUUACUGUACAUUCCAGAUUUUUUUCUCUCCUCCUAAUCAUGUGUUCAUCUCCCCCAAAGACUUCCGUUUCACCGAAGCACACAGAGAUCAACCGAAGUGAGAACAAAAGACAGAGGCGACGGACGACGAGAGGAAGGGAAGAAAGAAAAAGGGACUUUUUUUUUAAAUGACGAAAAUUGUACUGUAUAGGUUUCUCUGUAUAGAUAUAAGUUCUGGCUUUGUAAACUAUGCACUAUAUAUAUUCCACGUAGUUUGAGGAGGUUUGUUUAGCAUGAUGCAUCAGGAGAGACUUGCAGGUCGUAGGAGAGAAUCCUAGUGGAAGUUUGUGAUGCCGGGACGCGUCUGUGCUCCGUCUGACCUGCAUUACAGACGAACGAGCGGGAGAAAAACUUGUAUUAUGUAGUUUUACUCUUUUCCCUGUUUAAAUUAUUAUGUUCAUUCUUUUAAUCAUGUGUGUGCGUGCAUGCGUGUCCACUGUAGCCCGCAUCUAAGGCUACUGUACAGGAAAACUGUCUGCAAAAAAGUUUCCAUGCACACGUUUGCGUUGACCACAUCUAUUUAUGACUCAAAUGGUAUUUAUUCGUUUUAUUUAUUGAGUUAUUUAUUGAUUAUUUAAUUUAUUUAAAACUUUGCCGUGAAGCGGUGUGGAUCAUGUUUCGAAUAUGAGAUUGCUGCAGACGUAUUAUCAUGUUUUACACAGAGUCAGUUUCUUAACGUGGCAAAAAACAAAAAAAUGUCAUUCCGCUAGCGGCGUGUAGAUCAGCUGCGCUGUGUGUGUGUGUGUGUGUGUGUGUGUGUGUGUUGACGAAGCUCUUGAUUUUUUUUUUGCCAGCGAAUCCGAGUCUUCACCUACUGCUUCACCCACCACUGCCGCCGUGGCAUCCCUCACCUGUUGUAGCGGUUCAUUUUGAUGCACGCCAUUGUGGCUCCUCCUGUAGGUAGACGCGAGGGACCAGCCUGAAGUAGAACCAGAACAUCCCCCUGUGUGGAGAAGACGGUCUGAUCUUCUUCUCUGCUGUAUGUUUCCCGCCACCACCACCACAUGCUCUUAUCCCUUGUAUGAUGGGUCACACCGUGCUUCUGAAGGUCCCCUGGUUACCAGCCUGAAGAGGUGGAUAUAUAUAUAUAUAUAUAUAUAUAUACAGUAUACGACUGUCUCCAGCUUCAGUCGUGAGGCAAACUGGUGGCGAAACAAUCAGGGAUCACCCUAAGUCUUCCUUAACCGUUCGCCCAGUCUCAUGUCACUCACUCAGUGAUGCAUUUCCCAGUGUGACCUACUGUGACCCCCAAACUAUAAUACUCUGCAAACCCGUUCAUUUAUUCCAAGUAUAGCAGUGCCCCUUUGGUUCGACGAGUCAUUCUUUGUAUUGUACAAGUUAUUAUACCUGACAAUAAACAGAUACUAAUGGGGA
Messenger RNA from Scophthalmus maximus (turbot), 4198 nucleotides. It is a transcript of the gene srrm3, whose product is annotated as serine/arginine repetitive matrix 3. The transcript is spliced from 15 exons. Lineage: Eukaryota; Metazoa; Chordata; Actinopteri; Pleuronectiformes; Scophthalmidae. The record is from RefSeq and is a predicted model, not a curated record. Gene Ontology annotation, molecular function: mRNA binding. The coding region runs from base 225 to 2297 and encodes 690 amino acids.